CUUUUCUUUCCCCUCUCUAUACCCCUACGCUAAAGUUUCGCUUGAAAUGCCUUCGUCUUUCGGCUCGGCUAAAACUCACUUCGGCUUCAGUUGGCCAAAGCGCGGUACGUAAGUGCACACGUUAGGUUAGUACGUAAUAGUCGCUACUGCGAGUUGGUCGUGCUGUUGAAAGUUACGCGCAAGUUGCCAAGCACAAAAACACGUUCAAAAUUCGUCAUCUCGUCUCACUCCUACGCGCGCGUAAAUAUACAAAAACAAAACAAACCAACCACUGGAAAGGAGGGGCCGCUGCAAGCCCAAUGAAAAUGUAUGAAAACAAUCUGGAAGCAAUCAUGUAAAAUUGCGUUGGAAGCAAAUGUCUGGCAAUGGAGCACAUAGCAAGGAAGCGGAACAGGAAUAGGACAUCAAAUUGGCAUUAGAGGUUAACUCGGCUUGUAACAACUGAAUCUUGGGCGCGUGGGCGUGGUCAAUUUGUAGACAGGAACGUCGCAGCAUCGCUGCCAGUGCAACAUAAAAGUCAAUUAAUGUACAGCUGCAACAGCAAUUACAGCGAGCGCCUGUGAAACAGCGAACGUGGCGACAAGCAACAGAGGCAGAUCCUGGCAGAUCCACAAUCCUCUGCCGCCCUUCGCCCGCCACACACACAUACACACCCACACGCACACACAAGACCGGAUAAGCAGCGGAAGCGGCAGGCAACAAAAAUUUCUGCAAAUUACACGCAACGUGAGGCGGAGACUGAGGCUGCUGUUGAGGCAGAGCUCGAGUGGGUGACCCAGUCCACAAGCGAGACGUACGUCCGGUGGAGGCCACAAAAUGACUUUCGUUAACAAGCUGAGCAAAAGCUUCCGCUGGCUGCGCUGCUCGACAUUGUGCGCCAUUUUGUUUUAUAUGUUUUUCAUUGGCCUCAUAUUGCACAGCACCAGCCACAAGCUGCAGCUGCAGCAGCAGCAACAGCAGCAACAGCAGCAACAGCAACAGCAGAGCCCGGCAGAGGCCAAGUCAAUGCUCAAUGAGCACCCUAAUAGCCGCGACCAACAACAACAACAACAACAACAAGAAGCGCUGCAAAAGCAGCAGCAGCAGCAGCAGCAGCAGCAAGAAGAAGAAAAGCAAAAACUGAAGUCGCAGUCGCAGCUGGCCACGAACAAUUUAGUGUUGGGCAAUGCCCAGACGAAGGAGCAGCAGCGACACAAACUGCAGCCGAUAGCUGCUAAUAGAGAAGGGGCAGGAGCAGGAGAACCGGAAGGAAGAGAAGGUGGUGGAAUCGCAGCCAGCAAAACGUCGCAGCCACAGCCCGAAACAGUCAUAUUAGCGGCCAGCAAUGUGAACGAGAAGCAAAUACUUGCAAAAGCUUUCAAGCGCGCGGAUCGAAAUCAUGAUGGACGUCUGUCCAUUCAAGAGCUGGGACAGUACAUCAAUAAACGUAUUGUGGAACACAUAGACAUUGCCAUCAUGAACAAUGCCCGGGAGUUUCGGCGCGUGGACAUUGCGCCGGCCGACGGGCUGAUAACAUGGGAUGAGUACCACCGCUUCUUUCUGCGUGAACAUGGCAUGACCGAGGCGGACAUCGAUGAGCACGAUGAGAUCAGGCAUACGACGUUGAAUCGCAGAGCAAGAGAGGAUAUGAUGAGAGAUAAGGCGCGUUGGUCGGAGGCUGCCCGCACGGAUCUCUUUACACUGACUAUUGAUGAGUAUCUGAGCUUUAGGCAUCCAGAGUCGAGUGUAUCCAAUCUGCUGGAGCUGGUGGAUGAUCUUCUGCGACAGUUCGACCAGGAUGGCGAUGAUCAGCUAACGUUGGAAGAAUUCUCCGACCUCAAUGUGGACGACGAUGAAGAUCUGCUGCGCAAGUCUCUCAUAUCGAAAACUCUCGUGGAACGUCGCGAGGAAUUCAAGCGCAUUAUCGACAGGAAUCACGAUGGCAAAGCCGAUCGUGGCGAGUUACUGAACUAUGUGAAUCCAAAGACACCACGCUAUGCCCUCCAGGAAGCGGCCACAUUAUUCAGCCUUUGCGAUGAAAACAAGGACGAACUGCUAACACUUAAGGAGAUGACUGACAAUGCUGAGAUAUUUUUGCAAUCAAAGAUGAUCGAUACGGCUAACAGUUUUCACACCGAAUUUUAAUCACACUAUCGCACUCUUUUCUUCUACUUGGAGCCGUCUAAGCCCAGCUCACGAUUUCUGGCUAAAAGGACAAAGAAAGAACUAUAGAAUCUU
Drosophila hydei is the source of this 2217-nucleotide messenger RNA. RefSeq names its product 45 kDa calcium-binding protein (gene myd). Lineage: Eukaryota; Metazoa; Arthropoda; Insecta; Diptera; Drosophilidae. Gene Ontology annotation, molecular function: calcium ion binding. Bases 817 to 2124 code for a protein of 435 amino acids. The record is from RefSeq and is a predicted model, not a curated record. The transcript has 4 exons. Gene Ontology annotation, cellular component: endoplasmic reticulum. Gene Ontology annotation, biological process: calcium-ion regulated exocytosis.